Messenger RNA from Oncorhynchus mykiss (rainbow trout), 2821 nucleotides. RefSeq names its product SWIM-type zinc finger 7 associated protein 1 (gene swsap1). Lineage: Eukaryota; Metazoa; Chordata; Actinopteri; Salmoniformes; Salmonidae. Gene Ontology annotation, molecular function: single-stranded DNA binding. The record is from RefSeq and is a predicted model, not a curated record. Gene Ontology annotation, cellular component: Shu complex. Gene Ontology annotation, biological process: double-strand break repair via homologous recombination.
CGAAUAUGUUCUUUGCAGAUCACGCAUUGAGCAGAACGUUUUAUCAACGAUAAACCAAGUUCAUACAUGUAGAUAGCCAUAGAAAGAUAUGGCCGAUAUUUUGACGCAUGUCUUUAGGACAUUUAUCCAACAUAAUGGAAAAAAGAAGGAUUUCAAAAUCAUCGCACCAUCAAAAUGCAGUACCUUGGUGGUCGGAGACUGUAGCGUCAACCGUUCGUUGCUGCUACUUGCGGCGGUGACGGCUGCCUCUGAAUUGGGGCUCAAAGUCUCAUUUUUCACUCAGGUUCAAAUUCAGAGCCUUCCAGGAUCAUUGCACGAAUCCAUGUCCAACCUGAGCCCCGACAAUUUGAAGAAAAUCACGUUUUCAUACCCCAGGUCCUUGGAAGAUUUGCUUCAGGACGUGGCCUCUUUGCAUGAAUCAGCCUCUGGAUCUGCUGCCCCUCCGUCGUUGAUCAUCGUGGAUGGACUGGAGGGCUACAUGCGCGGGCCUGGAGUGAGUGGUGGCCUUCAGCAGGCGGAGCAGUCCUCUGCUGCACACAUCUCUGCUCUGCUGUAUGACACGGCUGCAUUUCUCUCACAGACCUUGGAAGAGAGAGCCGCUAGUCUGGCCCCCUGUCGGGUCAUAGCCUCGUUCCAGUCCGAGUGGGAAGGGCAUGCUGGUGGGGACUCCUCAGACCCUGUCCUCUCAGUGUUAGACCGCUACUUUCAGGUUAGGUGUACCUUGGACCAGGACUGGAACUCUGCCCCUGCUGUAGCAGAACCACAGGACACGUGGCAUGUUUACCUCUCUGGUGCUGGGAUCACAGAAGCCCCUAUUGCUGAGGAUGAGGAGGACUCAAGUCUGGCUCGAGAAUGGCGACUGGUCAUUUGCCCCAAUCGCUCAAUGGAGUUUACAAUGGUUUGAAAUCUAUUAAAUGACUUACUAGUGGACAAAGAAGAAAUAAGACAUGCAAAAAAACUAUAUACUUAUAUUAAACAAUUGCAUUCCCAAAGACAGAUGCAAGGGGGACAGUUUUUUUUCCCCCAAUGCACAAAAUGGUUUUCACUAGUGUAUACAAAAGGUUUUCAGCAAGGUUUUUGUGUGAAUUAAACCACUGACCGAAUUGUACUGUUCCUGACUGCUCUGGCACAAUAUAAUUUGAGUCAGUUCUCCUCCCUUGCCCUGUUGUCUUCUCUCCUACACAAUGUGACUUCACAUUCAACCAUUCAAUUCUAAUUUACAUUACUUUUCUGUCUAACUGUUUUGCUUGUGGCGCUUUUUAAAAUCAUUUGUAGAGGGAAGAUUAGGCUGAUGUUAUAGACGGGACAGCAGAGAACAUCACGAAAACGAUGUGCACUCUUCAAUGGGGCAGAAGGCUGUGUGUUGUCAUUCUGGAUGGCCAGAUAGCUAACAACAAUGGCCAAGUGGCUCGUUUCAGCUAGUUUUAUCUUGUUCUUGAUACCAUGUCUUGUUUUGACUGAUGUCACGUCUACGCUAAUAUGGCAAACAGUUGCUAGCUAGCUAACCACCAACUGUAACUAUGUAUUUGAGACAAGUGCUCAUUGUACAACCUUUGUUUUCAAUAAACAUUGGACAUGAAAUAUAGUGUACAUGUUGUCAACAAUCUAAGCCAACCCCGUCGAUUUUGCCACAUAGUUGUGCACCCGUUGGUUUUAUUGCUAAACAACCAACCCAUCUAUAGAUAUUAGCUAUCAGGGGCAAUUAGAAUGUCUCCCCACGUUUUUCUCAACUAAAGGACAACAAGAACAUCAGUUUACAAGCAUUUCAAUACACCCGCAAUAACAUUGCUAAAUAUGUGUAUGUGACCAAUAACAUUUGAUUUGCUUUAAUGCCAUACAUUUUUAAAUCAUAUUGGAAGCGCAUCAGAAUUGAUUAACAUUUGUUAUAUUUCAGGCAUAUUGACAUUUUUGUUGACCAUAAAGAGAUACUGAGUUACAGAAAUGAUUGUCAGAAGUUCCGUAUAGGUAAUCAUCACAGUAUUAUCAUAACAUGUAAUGAAAAAGUCAGGAAACAUUCACCAGUUUGUUUAGAAAUGAACACUGAAAAUAACUGAAAACUAAAGGGUUUAAAGAUAGACAAAUUAGGAACUAGUUAAUAUUCUAAAUGUUAGUAAACACAAAAUAAACAUGUUUGAUUGGAGCCUUUUCUAAACAAAUGUUCACUUUGGUUGUUUUUAAAAGAUUUUCCCUUAUUUACUAGCCUAUGUUCUAUAACUGUGUUCUGUGAGGGGAUUGUGUUCCUUAUCUUCUCUGGACAGAUCAGAACCUCAUCUCAUUAUGGUAAGAUCUAGGUCAGUCAUAUAAGGAAAGUUGUGAACUUCACUUGUUAUAACGUCCAAUGCCCUUUUCCCCAAUGCCCAGGCUACUCAACUACUGUCCACAUUCUAAGGAACGGGACAAUACCACUAUCUUGGCAAAGAAACAAAACAUGAAACAGAUUUAACUUCUUUAGGAAAACAGCCCUAAUGUUGAAAGCAAAUCAUCUUGCUGUCAUCCAGAGUCACAUUUAUUUAUUUCCCAAGCUAUUGCGCACAAUAUUAUUUUUACAUACAGCAGGUUUUUAAAGGACCGAAGAGUUUCAUCUGCUUUGUGUUUCCAUUUUGCCAUGAAAAAAAUAUUGCGAUACUCUACCACCCUCAAUCUCAAUUCUGGACCUCAAAGCCAGUUCACUCCAGGUGUGUGUAAUUAAUUAUCAGGUAGAACAGAGAACCAGCAGGCUCCGGACCUCGUAGGGUCAGAGUUGAGUAUGCUUGCCCUACCACAUUGAAUUGUCAUAUCCACAUGUGUCGAUGUAAACAACUCUUUUUCACCAAUGGAACAA